This is a messenger RNA of Rosa chinensis, 570 nucleotides long. RefSeq names its product transcription factor DIVARICATA. The record is from RefSeq and is a predicted model, not a curated record. Bases 1 to 570 code for a protein of 189 amino acids. The transcript is spliced from 2 exons. Gene Ontology annotation, molecular function: DNA binding. Lineage: Eukaryota; Viridiplantae; Streptophyta; Magnoliopsida; Rosales; Rosaceae.
AUGGAACCGUUUUCAUUCUUCCCUACUGCUCCUUCUCCACCUUUCCCUUCUUCUUCUUCCUCAGCUUUAUUGGAAUCUACAGCCCAGCUUGCAGAAGACGGUGAUCAGUGGACUUUCGAAGAGAACAAGAGGUUUGAGACUGCACUCGCGGAGUUUGAUCUUGGUGCCCCGGACCUGUUUGAUAACAUACAGACUAGGGUUCCUGGGAAAACUCUAUGGGAAAUCAAGAAACACCUUGAUGAUUUGUUUGAAGACAUUGAGAAGAUUGAGACGGGUAUUAUACCGAUACCCAACUACAAGACUACUCCAACUCAGGUGAAAUCGAAUCCUAGGUCUCAGCCUAGAAAGAAAGGUGUUAUAUGGACUGAGGAAGAACAUAAGUUGUUCCUUCAGGGCUUGAAGAUAUAUGGCAAGGGGGAUUGGAAGAGCAUAUCUAGACACUGUGUAAUGUCAAGGAACCCAACACAAGUUGCAAGUCAUGCCCAGAAGUACUUCCUUCGUCUGCAGAACUCUGCAGAAUCUGAGCAAAAUGCUAAUGGUGAAUGCUCCACCUCUAAUAAUAAGCUUUAG